This is a messenger RNA of Caenorhabditis sp. 36 PRJEB53466, 1119 nucleotides long. Lineage: Eukaryota; Metazoa; Nematoda; Chromadorea; Rhabditida; Rhabditidae. The record is from the annotation of a GenBank genome assembly.
AUGGUGAACCUGAAUGCCGUCAGUUCAUUGCUCUUCGGCUCAUUCUUCACUUUUCUGGCAAUCGGGAUAGUCUUGGGAUGGAUGAUCUAUGUUAUUACCCGUCACGGAUACAUCACUUUUACCCAAUCAGCGUUUGUUGGAAUACUAGUCGGUCUGAUGAUUCCAACUGCUAUGCACUCGGCCAACUAUGGUAGGAUUAUCAUAUCUAUAAAGAAUGAUGCUGACGUCAACGAAACAAUCAAACUGGAAGAUGUCAGCGCAUGGGACAAAGUUUCUCUGAUUUGCGAUAGCGCAGUGGAUGCUUUUCAAUUAAUCUAUCUACUACGUAAGCGAGUCACCAAUAAGGUCCUCCCAGUCGUUCCAUUUUCAGACUUGCUCGCACUGAAUUUCUAUCCCGAUGACUUGCGUCAGAGGCGCAUCUGCUCUUACCUGUGUCAGUCAAUUAUGAGCGUUCUCGGUGUUGGUUGGGUCGCAUUCAACGUAAUAAUGAUUUUCUUCAAACACCCCCUCUUCUUCCAAUAUUCUACCGCUGUAUUCGUCUCUGUGAAGCUAGUGGUACAGUUUUCAAUUUGUAUCAGCCUUGUAUGUAUCAAAGUAUUUUUUUAGGGUUUCAGCUGUUACUGCAUCGUCUACCAACUGGUUAAGAAGAUUUUCCCCGAUUCUAAGAAGGUAAAUUAUUACUCUCCUGAAAUCUGAAGCACAUGUCACAUUUUUCAGCUUCUAAAGUUCCCAAUCAGAGCAAGAAUCUUUGUUGCUAUAGUCCUGAUCUGGCGUCUCUGCGCGCACGUUUUUCCGCUCAUCAUCGAAUUCUUCAUCGAUAGAACCAUUGAGAGCCAGGAAAUCGUUUUCAAUAUGGCAACAAAACUGAUCUAUUUGAGUGAAGGAGCUCUCAUCGUGCAGAUUUACGUGAUUUACGGCAACCUACUCUUCCGUCGUCGACCAUCUUCAAGAAUCAAUCCACAAGCUGAACGCCAAUCGGUCUCACUGGGUUUGGAUGUGAUCGAGACCCCACGUGUGUUACACAGAUCAAACGAAAACAGACGUAAUUCGGAUAUCAUCCCCUCGGUAUUUGAAAUCAACAAUUCUGAAAUGCCGAUCAAUACACCGGUAUCAGAGUAA